GAAUGGUGUCUUUCACAGGAAACAUGAACAUCAGAUUGGACGACGGCUUCAAAGUGCAUAUGGUCAGUUGACCAAUCAUCAUCUGGAAACCCGCAGAGGGUCUCUUGCAUACCUGAUUAGCCUGGGAGGUUUAAUUGUUGUGGUGAAAGGUGAGAACAUGCAUGUGACGGCAUGGACAGCCUGGGGAAAAUGAGAAGGCCGUCCUCCGCUGUUGACGUACUGUACUCGCUGAUAAGCCUUCUGUACCCCGGAAUUUCUCAGCUCCGACUGCUCAAAGUAUCAAGUUCUCAUGCAAUGGCCAUAACCUCAAACACGACAUGAAGAAUGGCGCUGCCUGUCACGGGUGAUCCAGCUCUGCUUCUCCUUUAAUCCUUUUGGAAUCGUUCUCUCGUCCUCAACAAGCGAAUGCGCAGCUGGAGACUUAUCCUAUGUUCAUUCCUCCUGCUUCCGGUGACAGCCUUCUUGUUCGUUCCUCCCGCUCCGAGUAACAGCCUUUUUGUUCUCACAGACGUGAAGCACGCUAUGUUGCUCAGCAUUCGUCCACCCCGGGUUGCGGCAACAGAAACACCAACACGAACCUGGAAAAGCGCAGUAUAUAAGCCAGGCAUGCGUUACCCCAAGCUUGUCGCUCUGGACCUCGACGGUACUGUGUGGUAUCAUUGGCUCAACGACAAGAAAUUCAAAACGCGAGUUACUCGCGACAUUGCCGAUAACCUUGAACCUGUCGGCCACGAUAAGGUUCGGGAUAAGAAGAACCAUGCCAAUGUUAUUACCAUGUCCCCGGACGUUCCUCGCAUCAUAACCGAGCUUGCAUUGAGGAAGAUCGACAUCGCUAUCGUCUCGCGGAAUACCAGCAAGGCGCUAUGUGACAGAGCCUUGUGGUACUUUAAGGCUAGAAAUCCGGAGACCAAGCAGAUGAGGCCAAUCACGAGUUUCAUUAAAUACGACGAGGUCAAGGAUGAAUCUAAACAGGAGCACUUCAAGAGAAUCAAGAAUUGGAGUGGCUAUGAGUAUCAUGAUAUGCUUAUCUUUGAUGACCAGCCUCUCAAUCUCGAGGUUGAAACAUGGGAAGGUGUAACAUUCAAACUUGUAAAGCACCACAACGAUGGCCUAACCUGGCAGGACUACCUCGACGGCUUAGAUGAAUGGAGGAAGAAUCAAUAUAUUCGCGUGGCUCAACCCCCAAGGCUUAUUGAUCCCCAUCCAAACAAGAUGCUUAUAGGAUAUGCGGGGACUGACCGCGAGACCGCACUGCUGUAUGUCCAAGGAAAGAGGCGCCAGUUUACGAAGCGCCCUGCACGCUUUGGCUACGGGCUCUACGCGUCGGACAAUCCGCAAAUUGCCAUGUUCUUCAGCCAGUGGGGAAGAGAUAACGGAGACAAGAAAGUCUGCGAGAUCUUCGUUCGGGACAAGGAUGUUUUUCUGAAUGAAUUGAAGAAGAUUUGGUUCUAUCCCAAGACGGGGUAUCUCACGAAUAAUCAGCAUUCUAAGGCCGAGGAUAUUGCCAAGAUGCAAAUCAAGCGCGACGAGUACAUCCACAAACAUCACCACGUCGAGAAGCCGUAUAUCCUCUUCUCGCGACAUCACUACAUGCAUGAGAUGGGAAAAUCUAAGUACAAUAUCGUCAUAAACUCGAAGAAGAGAUUCAACGAGAUGGUCAUCUAUCCGCAGGUCCAGGAUGCGUUGAUGUUCGGCACGACGCUCUCUCUUCCCCAGGCGCGGAAAAUGACCAGGACAGGAAAGUUGAAGAAGCUUCAACAUGAGAAGAAGGUUUCCGCGUGGGGCAUUAAAGUUCCAUCCGAGACCAAAGAGGACAGUACGAAUCACGGCGAAAACCAUUACUUCGGAUAGAUAAGUUAGUUAGGAUUGACCAGAAUUUGGUUUGACGCAGGUCGAUAAAGAUAGAUAUGCCGGGCUUCUCUAGACGAAACAGAUGUUGUAUUAUGACUGAAAGUAUCUCCUUUCAUGUAAGUAGUAUCAGUCGAUAUUAGUUCACAUGGAUAUAAAUAAGCACCCAUGAAUCUAGUGCAACUUGCUCCUACCCCGUGCUCUUCCUCGGCGACAUGUCGCCAGCACUUUAAAUGAUUCUCAGCCCAUUUUGAGCCUAGUAUGCAUCAUAUUUCACAGAUCGAAUGGCCGUGUGGGGAUCUUUUCCAGGUCCAACUGCCCACGAGGUCAUAUCUUCUUGAGACUCCGACGCCCUUCGAUGCCUUCUGUCAUCUGUCAAAUGAACGUUGACAGUUGAG
Somion occarium is the source of this 2246-nucleotide messenger RNA. The record is from the annotation of a GenBank genome assembly. NCBI's taxonomy places the organism in Eukaryota, Fungi, Basidiomycota, Agaricomycetes, Polyporales, Cerrenaceae.